AUGGACAAAAAGGAGAGCGAUUCUUUUGUAUUUGGUAAUUUAUUACGGCGAAAUUUGGAAAGCUACAAAGUCAAUAACCCAGGAUUUUCAACCUUGGCACAAAAAGGAGACGAUGAGGUUUGUUGCGAGUAUACAGUAUUUGAGACUAAAAGCAAAUGAUCAAUUUAUUGAAAUCAAUGAAGAUAAAAAAGGUCAAGGCCUCCCCUCUUUUUUAUUUAUUUAUUAAAUUACAAGGGCUAGAGGUCCACUACUGAAACCAUAUAAAGGCUUUUGUUUUAAGACCCCUAGCUAGUUUAGAAAUUUUAAUUUACAAUAUAAAUGAUAUUUACAGUCUGAUUAUCGGAAGUAAAAUUAAUUUAUAAUUAAAAAGAAGAUAAGAAAAGAAGAUAUAUACAAUGACAGAAGAUUUUUCUUGAGAGAACAGACAACAGAUAUGUCUUUAUAUGCAAAUACGGCCUAGUACCCUAUGUUUCCAAAUGCAACUGCAAGAAAGAAUUUUUGAGGAAGAAUCAUAAGGGAAGAAUGUGUAAAUUAAGGCCCCUUUCCAAAUUUUUAUAGCCAGCCAACAUAGUAUUUACUAUUGAUCAAGUGCCAGAGGGCUAUUAGGGUACUAGCUCACUGUUUACAUGAGAUUGACGCUCAGAUUUCAGAAUUAUUUGUUUAUUGUAUUAUACAUGAAAGGGGUUGAAUAGGGGUAUACAAAUCCGCCGAUUUGAAGCAAAAUCUGUGAUCCGAGCCAAAAUAUUAGAUAAAUCCGCAAUCUGCUGCAUUAAUAAGAUCCGAAAUCUGUAAAACAUUCGCCAGAUCCGAAAUCCGGACAAUUUUUUCUGUGAAAUCCGACGAUCCGAAAACCUAUUCACCCCCCCCCCCCCAAUGAAAAUACUAAUGCACCUAUCAAUGUUAAGCCCCAGACGGGGGGUUGGGCAUAGGGGGCAUUUGAUUUUUUGAGCAAAUUUUCAAUCAAAUGCCCCACCGUCGGGCAAUAAAUAUUGGUCAAAUACCCCACCAUUUUGCAAUAAAUUGCAAUAAAUACUUAAAAGUCAUUCGGUUCAAAUUGCCCCAACUUCCGGUAGUUAAUUAGAUAUGAAGAAAGUGUUUCUUUAUCUCUUGUUUGAAGACAAAAUGUGAUUUUGUUUGCUUGAAGUCUUUCGCAAGACCGUUCCAAAAUUCGAUUCCUAUUGUUUGCUAGGGAAUGUUUUGUGUAAUUUGUUCUUUUGUAAGACUUAGUAGUGAUCGAGUUAUAAAAAAGGACAUGGGCUGAGUUUGUGAGUCAUAAAUAUGAACACAUUUUCCAAGUUUUGUAGCUUUAUAACCAAAAGAGAUUGACAAAGCAUGCCAAGGAAAUGUCAUGUAUAACAUUAUAUUUUAGAUGAGCCAGGGUUAUAUGGAACAAUUACGAGGGCCCCGCCAUGGUGUUCAAAAGCGUACGAGAUUUCGAAAUCAGGAGAUUUCUAACCUGAUUUUUUGAUUUCUAACCUCAUGAUUUCUGUUGAUUUAUAGGAUAUCAGGUUAGAAACCAAGAAAUCGCAUUGAAUUCUAACCUGAUUUCUGUUGGUGACUGCUAGGGAUGUGCCGGAUCCGGAUACCGGUAUCCGAUAUCCGGUAAAAUUUAGACAUCCGGCACUAUCCGGUAUCCGGUAUAAAUUUGCCAGAUAUUUACCGGAUAGUACUGUAAGAUAUUUUGUUACAACCAUGAAACGGAAAAGUUUACUUGUCAUUUAAAAAUUGUGAAACACAAACAAUUACUGAGCGUGCACUGCAUUACGACGAAAUUACGACAUUAUUAAUGAGUGAGUGAGUGAGUGAUAUUUUUGUCGUGAUGGUGAUGUGAACUGCUCGUUCGCCAACAGCAGUGAAUUUUAUAUCCGGCACAUCCCUAGUGACUGCUGUCAUGUAGACUGUGGGCUCAAUAAUAAUGAAGUUUUGAAGUGAUUUGAGUGAUUUCUGAUUUCAAAAUUCAUUGAUUUCUCUCGUGAUUUCAGUUUCAUUUCUGUUGAUUUUAUUUCUGAGUCGAGUGUGCAAGAUUUGAUAGAUUUCAGCCGUAGUGGUCCCCUCCGGAUUUAGAUAAAAUUUAUUGGUCUUUUUUAACUAUUUGCAUGCAUUUAAUGGUUAACAGCAAAUAAUUUCAGAUGCAAUGAAAACAAAAAUGAAACAGGACAACAGGUUACAAAAUUGCAUACCAAAUUAGGAACAAACAAUUUUAAAACACUGACAUCAUUGUUCUUCAAUCUGAUUGGAUAAAAUAUCACAAACGAAUAAAGCCUGUCAAUCAAGUUUCCCAACCAACUAAAUCUGCCACAAACAAGAAAGCUUCUUUAAUUUAUAUGAAAUAUGCCGAUUAAAAGUUACAAACUUAAGGUGAAUUAAGCCCCGUUUACACUACGCUCAAUUUUUGGUACGGCACGGAUAAAAUUGGUACCCGAACCACUUUUUUGGUUCUUGGACUACAUAUUUAGGUAGUCCAAGAACCAAAAAGUGGUACGGUACCAAAAAUUGAGCGUAGUGUAAACGGGGCUUAGCUAAAUAGGAAGUCCAAGAACCAAAAAAGUGGUACGGGUACCAAUUUUAUCCGUGCCGUACCAAAAAUUGAGCGUAGUGUAAACGGGGCUUUAGUAUAGGUAAUGGCAUGGGGCUGAGUAAAAUUAAGGUUUAAUUUAAUUUCACGUGUUUUUCAAAGUUUUGCGACUUUGAAACUUUGAAAACACAAACUGUGCGAUUACUUGUUAAUCACAGAGGGCAAAAUUUAUUCGUAAGUUAAUUAUACUCAUAUGUCUCCAUGUCGAUCUUCGCCGAUGUUCCUUAAUUAAUGCUGCCCAUUUCGUAAUGCUUGCCCAGUUUUCACUAGAAGUUUUCAAUUUUUCAAUAACAUUAUUAUCCGCGACGACGCGCGAGAAGCCAUUGUUUUUAUUGCUAUUUAAAGUGCACCUAACCUCAAAUCUUCUAACAUCUCAUUCCUAAGAACCUUUGAAAUGAUAUUGUAAGUUAUUUUGAAGAUUUUCGUUUGCUCACUUUGUCUCUGAGUUAUUUCAGUUUCAUUGAGAUGCAAAUGUCACAUUACGUCACAUAUGAAUAAUGAUUGAUCAUUGUUAGGUACAGUUAAAUAUCAUGAAAUAAAAAGGCUAAAUGGUGUUUUACAUAGGUAUGUAAUCCUCCCACAACUCCAAACUUCAUUUUAAUGAAUUAAACUCGACAGUGCAUGUCUUGAAUAUGAUAUACACAGGGGUUUCAGAAUGAUUUGAAGUAUAGGCGGCUGUACCAAAAAAGUAGCCGGUUGUGACUGAUAGUUAAAAAAGCGCGCGGCGAGGGGGGCGUGCCCUCGCAUGGAAAUUUAAAAAAAAUUCGCCGCAAAUGGACCAAUCCCCAAUUAACCAAAAUUUUGAUCUCAACAAGUCUAGACAAAAUUCCAUCAUAGCAUGAAAGAGCAUCACAAAAUUAGUAAUAUUCCAAAUUUCAUUGCGAAAUGUUGUAAAAUGCGGAUAAUAUAGCCUUGGGAAGUUUGUAACUUUCAGUCAUUUUGUAUUACGCACAGAAGUGGUAACCAUUUCCCGUUUGUAAUACAAAAUGACUGAAAAUUAAAAACUUCCCAAGGCUAUAUUAUCCGCUACAGCAUUUUGUAACGAAACUUUGGAAUAUUAGUAAUUUUGUGGUGCUCUUUCAAGCUGUGAUGAAAUGUUUGUCUAGACUUGUUGAGUUCAAAAUUUUGGUUAAUUGGGGAUUGGUCCAUUAAAGGCCCGUUUACACGGGCGAUUUUUGCUGCGAUUUUAGGGCGAUUUUCUUCUGAUGGAUGUGAAGGAGUGGAUGAGUUAUAAAUGUUCCAGGUUAUGAAAUUUCAUAACAACGUCGUUAAGUAAUCUACUCCUUCACAUCCUCCAAAAGGAGAAAAUCGCAACUAAAAUCGCAGCAACAAUCGCCUGUGUAAACGGGCCCCAAAGUACAACUGUUGAUAUGUUAGAUUUAGAUGUCAUUUGCAUUUGUACUUGUAAGUGACAAUGUACUCUAAUGUGCUAGGCCUACUAGUAGUUUAAUUUUUACAGCUGCAUGAACAGAAUGACAAUCAUGUACACUAUUAGUAUUAAUUUAUGAGUCCGAAAUCAUUAAUCAAAUGAUGUUAUACUUGUGUACGUAAUGAACUUUACUUCAUCACUUUAUCAUAAUUAGUUCACUGUCAAAGAAUUAGUCACUUGAAAAACAUUUGCAAGUAGCUCUGAAUCUGACUCGUUCUCUGGCUCACUGUCAAAUUCGGAUUCCCCAAUGCUAGUUCGGAUUCCCCAGGAAGAUUCAGAGCCGCUGACCAUUUGCUGCGAAAUUUAAGAUGGCGAUGAGAAAACAAAGAAUGUUUAUCUUAUCGCUUUUUCGACAGCAACUUAAGAAAGCAAGCUAUGUUUGGUACUAUGUAUUAUUGAUCUUAUUGAUCUUCCAAAAUACAGUAAGUGAUGUUUUGCUUGAAUUCCAAUUGGAACAUAACAAACAUCGUGUUGGUUCGCUUGUACCUUUGUAUAUAAAAUUUUUCCUGUGACCAGACGAAAAGUAGCCGGCGGUAAAAGUUCAAGUAGCCGGCGGAACUCCGGCAGCCGCCGGCUUAUUCUGAAACCCCUGAUUAUACAUUUUCAAGUUUUUACUUUAAAUCAUUAUGCAUUUGUGACGUAAAUUCCGGAUAUUUGCAUAGCAAACAAACUGAAACAUAUCUCUGCAGAAACAAAGUGAGCAAACAAAAAUCUUCAAAAUCAGUUGUAAUUAUAUGAUCAUUUCAGAAGUUUUUAAGAAUGAGAUGAUAAAAAUGAUUGAGGUUCCUAGGUGCACUUUAAAACAAGAAACGUCCCGCUCCUGCGUCUCAGCCAAUCAGGCGCAAGUAAUUUUGCUCUGAAUUAAGAAGAAUUUAUGCCCUCAUCAUUAGCCAAUCAUAUUUGAGCAAUUUUGCCCUCUAUAUGAUUAAGUGAAGAAAUACUAUGACCUAUAUGGGGCUGGUUGUUCAACGGCGGUUAGUGGGAAUUGGGAAGUAAACUCCUAUCGACCCAACCGAGAUUUCUAAAGAUUGAAACAUUUCCACAUUUGAUUUUUCUGUGUUGGUGUAAUGUACUCAGGUGAAUAUGAUGCUUGUGAUGUUGUUACUCUGAGUGUAUAUCCACACCAGGCAAGCUUGAAAAAUAUGCCUGACCACGGUGGGAAUCGAACCUACGACCUCAGUUUGGAAUACUAGCCCAAUGCUAGCUGUCAACUGAGCUACGUGGUCAGAUCGGUUCGAGUAUGUGAUAUUUCGGAACAGAAACUAGUUCCUUCGAUAUCAAUGUAAUCUAAUCCAAAGGUCGUAGGUUCGAUUCCCACCGUGGUCAGGCAUAUUUUUCAAGCUUGCCCGGUGUGGAUAUACACUCAGAGUAACAUCACAAGCAUCAUUUCCACAUUUAUAGGCAAGCUGAUUGAACCUCCACUCAUUGAGUGUGAGUGUGAGUGAGCUUUUAGAAUACGGGCGUUAGGCCUGUUUCAAACGUCGCGCUUCUCAUGUGCCGAACGCAUUAGAAACAAUAGAUAACGAGGCAUUUCAGCUGAUUAUCUAUUGUUUUUAAUGCGUUCGGCAGAUGAGAAGCUCGACGUUUGAAACAGGCCUAAAUUGAAAUUACUGUUUUAAACUAGAACUAUAAACUGAAACUAAAUUAAAAUUCUUGUUCCAAACUAGUACUAAACUAAAACUGAAUUGCAAACUGGACUACAUUUCAAGUCUUGAAAUGGAAUAAAUGACUACUGAAAGUGAAUUUAUUAAUUUUGAUCCAGUCCUGUGACGUGAUCAGUAUACUUCACCAGGUAUAGUAUCCAGUAUAUCAUGUGAGGAAAAUAAUUAAAUAAAGCAUUAUGGUUGGCUAAUUUACUCAUGCAUUAUUAAUGAGUCAGUUGAGAUACAAGAGUAAAAUAUAAAUGUUUAAUAAUUGAAAUUUAGCUGGUGGAAAAAUUUCUCUCAGAGAAUGUUCACAUAACUGGAUCAGCAUCUGAACAAAAGCAAAGUCAGUUAUAUAUUGGUUAGUAUAAUAGAAAUUUGAUUGCAUGCUUGGUCGUAAAAUUCCCAUAUGGUCGUAAUGGUCGUAAAACUAGAGUCACGAUCUUUCUCAACGGCCAGUUUAUAAUAGUUGAUACCUGUAAACCACAUAUAAAUCGUAAGUAUUCUCUAGUUCUUCAAAAUGUUUAGGACGAACUUUCCCUAAGCCUCAUGUUAGUAAAAUACUUUGUGUUCAAUGUAUAGACCACAGUAUAAAGACUUUUUUAAAUGUGUUUAUUAUAGGGGUGCACCGGAUUUCAAAUCCGGCCGGAAUUCCGGCCGGAUUUAACAAAUUUUCCGGCAUCCGGCCGGAUUUGGAGAGAAUCCGGCCGGAUUUAAAUUUCUGUUUUCACCUUAAAAAAGUCACCAAGAAUGGGAUAAACCAUCAAUUUGGCAGCAUUAAAGUUUAAAAAACACUUAUAUUAUUAUAAAAUAUUAAGUUAUUAGUUAUUAACAAAAAGAUAUUUAAAAAAGGUUUAAACACAAUCAAAAAUCUAAACUGACACUAACUAAAAAUAGUAAAAAAACAUAAACCGCUAUUUUUAAUACUGAUUUAUCCACAAUUGUCCCCAUUACCGGUUUAUCUCAAAUCCGGCCGGAAUUCCGGCCCGAAUUUUUGUCCAAAUCCGGUAAAUCCGGUUCCGGCCGGAUUUGAAAAUUCCAAAUCCGGUGCACCCCUAGUUUAUUACAUUAACAAAUGAACGACGUUUCGGAGAUUUACUCCAUCUUACAAUAAAUUGUAAUCUUAACUACCUGAAGAUGGAGCAAAUCUCUGAAACGUCGUUUGUUAAUGUAAUAAACACAUUUAAAAAAAAGUCUUACUGUGGUCUAAACAUUGAACACAAAAUAUUCUCUAGUUAUAAUCACUCCGCGUAUUUUCAGUUCUACUGUAAUGUUGUACAUUUGAGCAGAUACGAAACUGAUGUUGUAUUUCGGUUGAUGCAAAAUAUCGUGACUCAAUAUUUACGACCGUUACGACCAUAUGGAAACCAGGCUUUAGAAUUGAAGCGAGUGAGAAUCGCAUGAGUAAAGUCUGUAGAGAGUAGAUAUAAGCAGCAACGAGAGCUUCCUGCAGAAUCACAGACUCUAGCCUGAGUGCAUAGACUCGAUAUACUCCUGUUCUUUAUACAUGGUGCAUUGUAACUUCAUGGUUCAAUGUUUGUAUUUACCGCGUGUUUGUAUUGGCAAAUACAUCUAACAGGCACAUUCAACAAACAAAACCUGGUUUCCAUAUGGUCGUAACGGUCGUAAAAAUAGAGUCACGAUCUUUCUCAAUGGCCAGUUUAUAAUAGUUUAUACCUGUAAACCACAUAUGAAUCAUAUAAGCAUUCACUAUAGUUAUAGUGAAUUUUUUUUCAUUUCGGCUGAUGGGAAAGACCGUGACUCAAUCUUUACGACCGUUGCUUUAGAACUGAAAAUACGCGAAGUGAUUACAAUUAGAGAAUACAGCACUUAUGAGUUAUGAUUUAUAUGUGGUUUACAUGCAGGUAUAAACUAUUAUAAACUGGCUGUUGAGAAGAUAGUGACUCUAUUUUUUUGACCAUUUGGAAACCAUGCUUAACAUUGUUAUAUAGCUAAUAGUGCGCUUAAACUAUUUGUGGUCAUGUGGAAACAAGUGAAAGAUUUUUUUUCGCUCCGACCAGCUAUACGCACAUAAAUGCUCAAAGUGCAUGGAGUCAAAAGUUUAGAAAGAACGUAAUACGGAGCGGAUAUAAAAUGUUUAAUGUCCAAGGCGAUGAUAGUUGACAAGUGAGAGUUUUGCAAGCAUAUCCAGCGUGCAUGGCCUCUCUCCUCCGUCGAGUUAACCAUAUAGCCUAUCGAAGGGAAGAUGGCUGUGAAACUCAUUAGAAUAACAAUAUAACUCAUUAGUAUAGGUUAGUACCAUGGUUUCGAGUGCAAUUUGGAUAUAACAUGAACGAGUGAGUUUUUCAAAGACCUCAAAAUAGCACGAGUCCAGAGGACGAGUGCUAAAAUAGCACGAGUCCAGAGGACGAGUGCUAUUUGAGGUCUUUCAAAACUCACGAGUGCAUGAGAAACCAAGUUUCAUGAGAAACCAUGCUAUUACUUAUUAAUAAUUUACAUAAAAAUGUUUGAGACAAUUGUAGUUUUAACUUACGUUUAUGUAUAGCGAACAUUCCACUGGCAAAGUUUUCCUGGCUUUGUUAUUUAACAAUUAUUCGCCGAAGGCGAGGUGAUUAUCGGUGAAUAAAAACCGAGACGAAGUCGAGGUUUUUAUUCACGAUAAUCACCGAGCCUGAGGUGAAUAAUUGUUUUAGUAUAAUUUCAUAGGUGAUUAUUUACAAAAAAAAUAAAAAAAUAGACAUUUCUUCGUCAUUUAAUUGACAAAACGGCUUCGGCCGCCAUUUUGAAAAUCGCUUAGGUGAUUAUCGCGUAAAAAUCACCUCAACGGCAACCAAUCAGCGUGGAGAAUAUUCAAUAAUCACCUAUGUAAUUAUACUAAAUCACAUUAUACAACGCUAACAGCUUGAAAACUCCACUCAACUAUAUGUAAGUUCUGUUUGCCUUGUUUAAGGCAAAGGCUUUUCCAUUUAAAAAAAAAAAGAUAAAAGCCAUAUUUUCCAACCGAAGUCAACUUUUACUUUAUGUAGCGCGGCGCCGUGUUUGUUUUGUUUUGGAGCAAUCUGUGAAAUCUUUAAACUGCUUUAAACUGCUUGAUUGAUUCUAUCAUCACAUUGUUUUUCCACAAAUCAGAUCAGUUUGUUACAGAUUUUUGCACUGUGAUUACAGAAAAUUGCACUGUGAUUACAGAAAAUGACACUGCUCUUUGGGAUUAACUGCACUGAAAUCAACCAAUCACAGUCGAGUAAUAUUUUUAUAUAUAUUAUUAUCUAUGUUAGUCAGCGUUUAUUCAUAAAUCUGGUCCUUCACCGUCACGUGUUUGUAUUGUAUUUUUUUCCGAAUUUUCCCAACUAACCAAUAGCAAUGUUUUAGGAAAGCUACCUAUCCAUGACUGGAACAAUAGGGAAUUUGGAAAUUGCUAUAGGUGGGUUUGACAAAAAUCACAAUACACACGUGACGGUGAAGGACCAGAGUUAUGAAUAAACGUUGACUAACAUAGAUAAUGAGUUAUAUUGUUAUUCUAAUUAGUUUCACAGACGUCUUCCCUUCGAUAGGCUAUGGUUAAACACGCAGGCAAUACAACUAAUUCAGAAAAGGUUGUCCUUUGCAAACCUUUAACUCUAUAAACCUUAAACUUUAAGCGCGCACAGCUUAAUGGGAGCACAAGUUUCAAGCUUAGUAGUUGAAUAUUGCAGCUACAGUAUAUUUGGGAAUGAAUUGUUCUUGUAAGGAGAUAUCAUGUAUGAUUUCUAAAAUGAUUAAAUGAUGCUCCCAUUAUGCUUUGCACGCUUAGAGUUUAAGGUUUAGAGUACAACUUUUUUGAAGCUGUAUGCUGUAUACCGUAAAAUGUAAGGCCUCCCAUGCAUGGUAGAGUAAUUGGCCUUCCAUGCACACGCAGCUUUCACCAAUUACCCGAAUACCACACUUUUCAAACCCUAACCGUUUAAGCCUGCAUGUGAGUCGCAUGAGCUUAUAUUGUUCAAUUCAUGUUUUAUAGCUGCAUUCUGGGGAUUUUACGAUGUUGUAAGGACGUUAGUGGACGGUGGAGCUGAUGUAAACACACAAAACGCCGGGAGUCUGUGGACGCCUUUGCAUGCAGCAACUUUCCAAGAACAUGGCAAG
Paramuricea clavata is the source of this 9727-nucleotide messenger RNA. NCBI's taxonomy places the organism in Eukaryota, Metazoa, Cnidaria, Anthozoa, Malacalcyonacea, Plexauridae. The record is from the annotation of a GenBank genome assembly.